This is a messenger RNA of Auxenochlorella protothecoides, 1353 nucleotides long. RefSeq lists its product as hypothetical. The coding region runs from base 1 to 1353 and encodes 450 amino acids. NCBI's taxonomy places the organism in Eukaryota, Viridiplantae, Chlorophyta, Trebouxiophyceae, Chlorellales, Chlorellaceae. The record is from RefSeq and is a predicted model, not a curated record. The transcript has 2 exons.
AUGACCGGCUGGGCCCCACGCCCCAGCCCCCCCCUCCCCCAGCACACCUGGCGCCCGACGGAGGUCCCCCCCAUCCACGGCCUGACCCUGGUCUUCCGCGCGCCGUGGUCUGCUUCCGGCGGCGCGCGACGCAUGGCGGGGGUUCGCGCCGUGCUGGAGAGCCGCGUCGGCGGCGCAGCCCAGCUGCGCCUGGCGGUGUACGACCGCAGGGGCCGUGCCGCCGUGAGCACCCUGCACCUGCACGGCGCCGAGCAGAAGGAGUUCCCCUUACUCCCGGGGUUGGGCAAGCCCAGCUGGCAGUGCGCCGCGCGCGACAUGACCUGGUGGCUCGUGUUCGAGACGCCCAUGCAGCAGACGGCCUUCAGAGGCCUGCUCCAGUACUGGGGGGAGCGUUCCUCCCAGUCGCUCGGCGGCCACACGAGCGCCGGCGCCUCCCAGCCAUCCAGCCCCGCCAGCCCCCGCCCUGGCAUGGGCGCCGCGGGUAGGCCCUUUGCACGGGGCCGCGUACUGGACGCGAGCUCCCCCCUCUCGCGCCCGGCCUCGUACCUCCCGCGCCCGCCUGGCGCGGAGGGCUGCGGCCGCGGCGCCGGCCCGCUGCGCCCGCUGUGGCCCGCCCCUGGCGCCUUCCCCAGCGUGUCGCUGGCAGGCGGCGCCCUGGUGCCCGAGUGCUACCCCUACCAGAACCUGCCCUCGCCCAUCAGCAGCUUGCACAGCGGCACCUGCUCGCUGGGCGCGGCCCCCGCCCCACCCCGCAGCCCGAACCCGGCCUGGCCGCCGGCGGCUGCGCCCGACCGCAGCGCCGCCGCCUCCGCCAGCUCCAGCCUGGACCUGUUCCAGGGCUCCUCGCCUGAGGAGAACGCGUCGCUGGGCGCCGACGCGUACCAGUCUGCGCUGGAGGCGCUGAGCAUGAGCAUCGAGGGCGCGGAGGUGCACGCGACGUCCCCCCCGCCCGCGCUCCUCGGCGGCAGGGGCACGCCGGGGCUGGGCGCGGCGGUGGCACCCGCCGGGCACGCCAACCCGCCGCUGGCGGUGGAGGCGGGGGAGUGGCACGCGCUGCGCCUGCUGGACGCCACGCCGCCGCCGCACCUGGAGCGGCAGGCGCUGGCGCUGGGGUGCCGCGCCGCCUCCCUGGCCUCGCCCUUCGAGCUGGGCCCGCUGCCGGACCUGGACGGGUUGUGGGAUGACUUGGGCGGCGAGGAGCUGUCGCCGCACCAGGGCAGGUGCUCAGGCGAGAGCCUGGUGGGCGAGGGUGUCGCCAAGCGUGCCAGGCCGAGCCCCGCGGCUGCCCUGUGCGCGCAGAGGUCCUGCCCCGCCUACUUCACGCCUCUCGCGCUCACCCCCUUUCCCGGCUGA